This is a messenger RNA of Colletotrichum graminicola M1.001, 285 nucleotides long. RefSeq names its product ribosomal protein L37e. Gene Ontology annotation, molecular function: structural constituent of ribosome; RNA binding. Gene Ontology annotation, biological process: translation. NCBI's taxonomy places the organism in Eukaryota, Fungi, Ascomycota, Sordariomycetes, Glomerellales, Glomerellaceae. The transcript has 4 exons. Gene Ontology annotation, cellular component: cytosolic large ribosomal subunit; ribosome. The record is from RefSeq and is a predicted model, not a curated record. The coding region runs from base 1 to 285 and encodes 94 amino acids.
AUGACGAAGGGUACCUCCUCGUUUGGUAAGAGACACAACAAGACGCACACCUUGUGCCGUCGUUGCGGUCGCCGAUCGCUUCACAUCCAGAAGCACACCUGCGCUUCCUGCGGUUACCCUGCGGCCAAGACCCGCAAGUACAACUGGUCCGAGAAGGCCAAGCGGAGAAAGACCGUUGGUACCGGCCGCAUGCGCUACCUCAAGGACGUCUCCCGCCGCUUCAAGAACGGCUUCCAGACCGGUGUCCCCAAGGGUUCCGCCGGCCCCACCGUCCAGCAGUCGUGA